UUCCGUAGUUCAUCAACAGUCGUAGUUCGGCUCGGCUUGUUCCAUUCGUUUUUUGGUCCGCGUUACAUUACGUCGAAUGGAUGGUUUCAAAGCGAUUUAAGGCGUAUUAUUCUCGCUAUUUUGCGUCAGUACUUAUCACGAACAAAAUACUAAAGUCGUGGGAUCAUCGUUGACGAAGUACAAAGAAGAAACAAAAUGGAACAGGAGUCGAGGCGUAAGGGGCCAAGAAGUCCAAGCGCGGAUUCAGAAGAUUCUACUCAUAGAAGGAGGUCUAGGAAAUAUGACAGAUCUCCGUCUCCAAGAAGAAGCAGAUAUCGUCGAUCUCGUUCUAGGGACAGAAGGUCACGUUCAAGUUCCAGAGAUAGAAGAAGAAAGGAGUCCAAUCGUUCCCAACAGGAAUGGAAGCAGCAGACAUCUCAGUCUCAAGCUUCUACUCCUAAUCCAAAUUCUGGUGCUUAUGUGCCAGCAGUUCAUAAUCAAUAUCAGGCACCUCCACCACCAAACACAAGUCAGCCACCUCCACCCAUACCAGCUUACAAUCAGGGUUACAAUAAUUACAAUUACAACUAUGGACAAAGCUACGACUACAGUUACCAACAACCUACCGGUUAUCGCAGUGAUUAUCCUCCGCCGAAUUGGCAAGGGAAUCAGGUGCCAUAUAACAAUCAGCAACCUCCGCCACCGCCAACGUUAACGUCACAGCAAGAAUCCUCGAGACCGGUGGACAGUGGUUCCUCUGGAUUAGUUUCGUCUAUGGCAAGACCAGAAGACGCCAAGAAGGAAGCAGCAAUUGCAGCUGAAGUAAAACAGCAAAAAGCGACCUUAGCUAAACAGCGGGAGGAAUACGUUAAAAAAUCAGCCACGUUGCAACGCGAGCUAGAAAUCCUCCGCCAACAGUGUGACGAAAUUGGUAAAGAGGGUGGACGGGAAAAUAAUCGCAUUAUAAAGGAGAAUCAAAAGUUGCAGAUUGAAAUACAAAAUAAAAUGAAGUCGAUACAUAAUGUUAUCGAUAUGCUUACCGGGAUAAUUGGAGACAAGGCGACCGUCGACGAUCUUAAAAGCAAGUUUAAAUUAGAAAUUAACAAGCGUUCGAGAAGUCCCAAAGAAGAUUUCCCGAAGGGGAAAUCAGAGACACCGGACAGAUCGUCGGGUUCCGAUUCUGAAAAGGAGUCCAAAAUUGAACGAGAAACGAAAGAUCGACGGUCUCCCGAGGACGCUAAACCUAUGUACAAUUUCGUGCAUUACGAUCCGGAAAUGCACUGGUGUAAAGUCUGCGAUAUAUUUCCUAAAACGGCAAAGGAAUAUUUGAAUCAUCUGCAUAGCAAUGAGCACAAAGAAGCUUGCUUAGAACGGAAGAUAGUUGAUAUGCCAUGGCAUGAGCGGAAUGGGGAGGGAACAGAAAAGGAAGUGCCCUAUUAUCCAGGACUGCCAACGAAAAGAACACCGAUCAAAGGUCUGCAGUUCUUCAGCGCUGCGACGGCAUGGUACUGCAAGCUGUGCGAUUCCUGGAUAGGUGAUCUUCACUGCGCGAGUUUGCAUUUGAAGUCGAAACAGCAUUCCGAAAACUAUUCCAGUUUUGUGGAGCAAAAUCCACACUGGGAGACCGACUGGAUGGCAGAUCGUGAGAAAGCGUUCUCCGAGGAGAAGCACAAGCAGAUACAAAUGGAGCUGCAGAAGCACAAAGAGGACGAUCCGCCGCCAAAGUCGAAGAAGUCGAAGAAAUCAAAGAAGAGCAAGAAGAAGUCGAAGAAACGGCGGAACAGGAGCAGCGGCAGCGACAGCUCCAGCGAGUCCGAGAACUCUGACACAGAUUCCGAUCAGGACAUGUCAAAGAGCAUACGCGUAGCCAUGCGAAACAAAAUGAAAGCAUCGACUCAGGCUAUCCUCAACGAAGAGAUAGACUACCAUCGAAUCAAAUUAAAAGGUCACUGGUCGAAAAUGACUCAACACUUGAACCAACCACCAACCCCGGAGCCUCAGCCUGCGGAGACCGAUGACAGACAGUUAUUGAACUCGAUCCGUGAUAAAUUGAAAGCGAAACAGGAAGAGGAGAUGAAAUCUAUAGGUGGUCGACGGUUGAGCGAAGAGAAGACCGUGGAGGAGGAGGAAGAAGAGCAGGAGCAAACAUCCUUCUCGAAUAAGACUAAGCCCGAGAGCUUGGAAGCUUGGGGACCGAAAGAGCCGCCCAAGCCAUUCUGGAUUAAGAAGGAGGAGGAAAAGCCGCAGCCGAUCGUUAACAAACCAAUCGAGCUGCCGAAGCCAGAAGAGAUGCCUAAACCGCACAUGGGAUUCUGGACGAAACAGCAGGUCAACAUGACUGUAAAACCACCGGAGAACAAAUCUGUGGAAAAGGAAGAUGAGAGGGACCGAGAAAGCGAUAGAUACAAGGAGGAUCGCGAGAGAAAGUACGACAGGCGAGAAGAUAAAUACGAACGUUACGGUAGAUACGACAGAAGACGUGGCCGAGACAGGGAUCGAGAUCGUGAAAGAGACAGGGAUAGGGACCGGGAUAGGGAUAGAGAGAGGGACAGGGACCGGGAUUAUUAUGAUGACCGAAGGAAACGGGACAGCAACGAUUCUCCUCGGCGCGAUAGAAACUGGCGUGAUAGUCCAAAGAGAAACUAUGAUAAGUACAGCAAAGAUAGAAGAGACGAUAAUUCGUCCAACGAUGAGUCCAAGUUCGAGAAGAAAACGAACGAGUCCGCGUCCAAGUCAAAGAAGGGUAACGUGCAGACGAAGAAGUCUGCUCCCCAAAUAAGCAAGGGGAAAUUGCCUUUCAUAGGCAGACUACCCCUGUUCAAGAAAAAAACUGAGGAACCAAAAUUGCCCGAGAAGGAUAUCACGCCGCUCCCGUACCAGCAGAGCAAGUUCGAGGACACGCCGAAGGUUCCGAACGAGAUCAUCAAUCCGCCAGGCGUAGUGCACAUCACGAAACUCGCAACUCCCUUAAAUCUUGGUAACAGCAAUCUUGGCAACAGUAAUGCCAAUACCAGCAUCACCGCUGGAAGCAACGUAAAUCCGUCACCGGUCCAAAGCAACAAGAAUCAACCGAUGAAGAUUUUAGUUGCUCCACCUCCGCCGGUGUUGAACGAAGCGAAGCCGACCCAGCAGGUUGUAGAUAUGGAGAUAGAAGAUCAAUCCGAGGAGACCGUGAUAGAGGAGCCGAUGAUGGAACAGCAGAAACAGACACCGACUAUAUCCAAGCUACCUCUGCCCCCUCAUCCACCUCCGCCCCUAAAUAGACCACCACCCACGUUCACGGCUACUCCGCCAACACAACAGCAACAACAGCAACAACAGUCGGGUCAAAGCAGACCUCAAUUCUCCCCUAGCAGGCCACCUCCGCCGUUCAUAUCGAAUCCACCGCCAUUUGUUCAAAGCCAACCGCGGUUCCCAGCGCAUCAACCGGUGCGGCCUCCUGUGCAGACUCACUCGCCAUACAUGACCAAUCCACCUCCGCAGAUGCCGGUCGUACCAUUUGUUCAGAAUCAUCAGAAUCCACCGCCGCCUCCGUUGCCAACUGUGGAAGGUACUGCACCGGAUAUCUCUGAGAUACCGGAACCGACCGAGAAGCGAACAGACCCGAGCAUUCCGCUGCCUGACGACCUGCAAGAGGCUCUGAAUAUCAUUUUUCCUAAAGAGGAAACCGAAACCAAGCAGCAGAGUCAUCAGGAGACCAAUAUCAUGUACUCGUCUAUGUACAGUAUGCUAGGUUGCGUUGGUUACGGGCCAGAAUACAUGGACCAGCCACCGCCAGAGAUCACGCAAGCCGAUGCUGAAGUAGACACUCAGCCUGGCCCGGAUGAUUUGAAAAUGUUGGGCAUCGACGAAGGGGACACGAUCCUAUAAAAAAUUGUAUGAACAUUCGGACACGUUCAAAUCUGCUCGUUCUCUUUUUGGUAAAAGUUUUGCAACUAGCGGAUCCGAUUCUGUCAAGUCGUUGUUUCCAGGCAUUGAUCAUCUGUGAACUGACAACUUUAUCUCUACAUGUAAAAUUACAUACAAAAUACAGAUAAACACAACAUACACGUACACAGAGGGACACGCGUUAAAAUACGAACCAUGUAAUUAUGUAAACUAGUAUUUUAAAUAGGAAAUAGUAAAUAGCGAAUUCGCUUGCUACCGGAUUGAAUGAUACUCGUACUGUUGAUCAUUGUCGCACCGAGAAUAGGAGACAAGCGUGUAUCAUGCGAGAUAUUUACUAUUUUUUAUUGAAUAUACUACUACUUCUUCGUUCAGUUUCAAUUGAUUGCAAAAGAACUUGAAAAAUCUUCUAAUACUGGUGUUGCAAAAUUAUUUUGCAUCAAGCGAAAUUGGUUUCUGUUCAAAUUUGCAAUUUUGACUAAUGAUCGUACGAGGUGUAUGGUUUUAGCGGUGUAAUGUAGGUGUACAACUAGCCUCGACGAUUCUUGGAAAAUACGCUUACAUUUGAACUACAUUGUCAGAAGUAUAAGUCACGUGCUUUAAACAAAUUUCCAAAUGUACAUUUAACUCAUUGGUAGUAUUACAUUAAUAAAAUAAUGAAACGCGAAA
Molecule: messenger RNA, 4533 nt
Organism: Megalopta genalis
Lineage: Eukaryota; Metazoa; Arthropoda; Insecta; Hymenoptera; Halictidae
Biological process (GO): negative regulation of DNA-templated transcription; positive regulation of DNA-templated transcription
Cellular component (GO): nucleoplasm
Molecular function (GO): zinc ion binding; nucleic acid binding
Source: RefSeq, a predicted model, not a curated record